Molecule: messenger RNA, 818 nt
Organism: Strongylocentrotus purpuratus (purple sea urchin)
Lineage: Eukaryota; Metazoa; Echinodermata; Echinoidea; Camarodonta; Strongylocentrotidae
Product: L-asparaginase-like
Exons: 4
Coding region: 170-598 (142 amino acids)
Biological process (GO): regulation of gene expression
Cellular component (GO): nucleus
Molecular function (GO): protein binding
Source: RefSeq, a predicted model, not a curated record
UGGGUGUCUCCUAUAAUCCCCCUAGGGUGCUAACUUAACAGGACAUGACUAUGAUGGUCGCACAGCUCUUCAUCUUGCAGCCAGUGAAGGUCAUACAGAGGUCGUUCGGUUCCUCCUAGAGAAUGGCUGUUCUAUCUACGCCAGAGAUAGGUUUGGUAAUACACCUUUCAUGGACAGCAUUAGAAAUAGAAAACUUGACACCAUAGAGAUAAUCAAACAGUGUGGUGGUCAUCUGAUCAAUGAGAGUCCCUUUGAACUGGCUGUCCUUCUAUGCAGCGCUGCAGCAACAAAUGAUGUAACAGGAUUACAAGCAUACCAUAUGGCAGGAGUGGAUAUGAUGUGCACAGACUAUAGUGGCAAUACAGCACUUCAUGUGGCUGCAAUCAACAACCAACUUGAAGCAAUACAGUACUUACUAGAAUCUCAUGUGAUCCCAGCCAACAAACCCAACGGAGAAGGCUUCACUGCAGCUGAGUUAGCUGCCCAACACGGUCAUCAGAAGACUGCUUCACUUAUUAAAGAACUCACAGAUAAAUUAAAGGAGACGAUACCUGGCGGUAGUUUCAAGCUCAAUGGGGGACCUAAUCGAUCAACGUAGUCUUACUUUUAAAAGGAGAUCAUAGAUAGCUGAAUUCAAUAUAAACUGGACAGUAUUUCAAGGGGGUAGAGGUGGGGGUUCAAAGUGAUCUUCAUGAUCUUGGCCUGUAAAGAUUAGGAUGGUUUCAUUUUCAAUUAAUGUUCAUUUUCAAGUGGUUUAAUCCCAGCUUUGAUAGUUAUUUGAGACAGGUUGUUCAUGUUCGAUAUGUGCUUGUAUACGU